Molecule: messenger RNA, 2600 nt
Organism: Alosa alosa (allis shad)
Lineage: Eukaryota; Metazoa; Chordata; Actinopteri; Clupeiformes; Clupeidae
Gene: slc2a12
Product: solute carrier family 2 member 12
Exons: 7
Coding region: 123-1961 (612 amino acids)
Biological process (GO): transmembrane transport
Cellular component (GO): membrane
Molecular function (GO): transmembrane transporter activity
Source: RefSeq, a predicted model, not a curated record
AGACUAGGCUACAGUCUGGAAUGGGUCCUGCCGAAGUUAGAAAGUCAGGGGACAACAAUGAUUGCGACCAAACCAAGAAACUGAUCCAUGAAGCACAAAUAACAUCUGAACUAUAAGGAGCCAUGGAUGGCAGAAAUGAGUCCGAAACCCUCACCUCAAAUGACCCCAAACCCUCAAGCUCCACAGGGAGCUCUCUCCUGCAGACCAGCACAGGUUGUGGUGUGGUGCUGGUCCUCUCGGCCCUGGUGGCGUCGGUCAGCGGGCUGCUCCUGGGCUACGAGAUGGGUCUGAUCUCGGGGGCGCUGCUGCAGCUGCGUGAGGCCCUGUCGCUGUCCUGCCAGAGCCAGGAGCUGGUGGUCAGCUCCCUGCUGCUGGGCGCCCUUCUCUUCUCGCUGGCCGGCGGCGCCGUGCUCGACCGCUGGGGACGCCGCUUCGCCAUCAUGCUCACCGCCGCCAUGGCCGUGGGCGGCACCCUGCUGAUCGUGUGCAUGAACUCGCUGGCCGCCCUCGUGGCUGGACGGGUGGUGGUGGGCAUGGCCGUGGCGCUGUCGGGUACGGCGUCCUGCCUCUACAUCGCAGAGGUGGCUCCUCAGGCAUGGCGCGGGCGCCUGGUGUGCCUGUACGAGCUGAUGGUGGUGCUGGGUGUGCUGUUGGGCUUCGGCCUGAGCUACGCCUUUGUGGCGGUGCCCGGGGGCUGGCGCUACACCUUCGCCGCCGUCAUCCCCCCUGCGCUGGCCCAGGCUGCCGCUAUGUACUUCCUGCCGCGCAGCCCCCGCUUCCUGCUGGCCAGGGGCAAGGAGGAGGAAGCCCGCACCGUGCUGGAGCGUCUUAGGGGGGCGUCAACGUUGUCGACGACAACAACGACGUCGGCCGGGUUGUUGCCGGGCGCUGCAGGGUCUCCCGCGCUGACCGUCGUGGAGGAGGAGCUUCGGACCAUCCGGGCCGCCCUGUGCCGGGAGAUGCAGCACAGCUUCCUGGACCUCUUCCGUUCCCACGACAACAUGCGUCAGCGGCUGCUGGUGGGCGCGGGGCUAGUGUUCCUGCAGCAGGCCACCGGGCAGCCCAACCUGCUGUCCUACGCCUCCACCGUGCUGCGCCACGUGGGCUUCCAGAGCGGCCAGGCCGCCACACUGGCCUCCACGGGGCUGGGCGUGGUCAAGGUGGGCGGCACGCUGCCCGCCAUCCUGCUGGUUGACCGCUUGGGGCCCAAGGCCUUUCUGUGCGUGGGCUCCGGGGUCAUGACGCUGUCGCUGGCUGCGCUGGGUGCCGCCACCGCGCAGAGCCACACGCAGGUGCAGAGCCUGUGCCAGAGCUCGCUGCCGACGCCCACCCCCCACCCCGGGCCAAACCAUUCCCACUGGGGACAGGGGAAGGGGGAGCCCCUGGGACUGUACCAAACCGCCCUAAACCUCAGUGAACUCAGUAGGAGCUACAGCCCCGCUUGGACCAACAGCAGCAGACAGGCGACGGAUCAGCGUCAAGGAAACUGGAGCCUUGCCGAGGAUUCUGGGGGACGGAGUGCUGGAGACAUGGGUGUGUCCUCAUCUCUGAAGUGGAUCUCAUUGGUCAGCCUGCUGGUGUAUGUGGCAGGCUUCUCCUUCAGCCUUGGACCAAUGGUAUACGUGGUACUCAGUGAGAUUUUUCCGACUGGGAUCCGAGGGAAGGCUGUAUCCGUGGUGUCCGCCUUCAACUGGGCAACAAACCUCAUCAUAUCCAUGACCUUCCUCACCAUCACAGAGAAGAUUGGCCUGCCCAACGUGAUCUUCUGCUACGCAGUGAUGAGCUUCGUCCUUCUCAUCUUCGUCAUCCUCUUCAUCCCAGAGACCAAGGGCAGGUCGCUUGAGCAGAUCUCCAAGGAGCUCGCCAUGAAGAACAACCUCCGGGACAGGCUGUGCCCAUGGCGAAGUUCAAGGACCGACACCUCAAGGCCUCAGGAAGUGAAAACGCUGACCUCAGUAUAACCUUUCACCUCAAAACAGCAGAGACCUUUAAUUUGUAGUGGACACUUUUGGGUGGUGGGGUGGGUGGAGAUGCUCUCCGUUGUCAGAGCACAGGUGUGAUGUAAUGUCAUCAGAGGACAGGUGUGAUGUGAUGUCAUUAAACCAGAGGUGGAGAAGUCCGGCUUCAGAAAGUAAAAGUCCUACCAUGUAUUGGUUCUACCUUUGCUCUACGGGUGCUCUCACUAAAUAGCUGAUUUAUAGGAACGUCACCUAUUACCAACCAUCACGUAUUUCCAACCACUUGUGUCACUCAAUAUUCAUUUCUAUACCAACCAAGACGGCGGAUUCCUAAAGAAACGCAAGCACCAUAGAUUUUGUUCAAAUCUACAUACCUAUGGCUACUGAAAAUUGUAAGGUUCAUUUAUCAAAUGUUAUUUUGAAGUAUUAAAAAACAUUGUUGUUUUAUAAUUUUCAAAGGAAAGGGUUGGUAAUUGGUGGUUUUUCGAUACCUGGCUGAAGAGUUCCAGAGAGCCAGACUUUUCCACCUCUGCAUUAAACAAGGUGUGGAGGAGGGACCUGGAUGGUUGAUGGAUUAAACCUGACAUGGUUCUGGCUUGGAUUGGGACAGUCAACAGCCAGUUCUGUUUGUUUGUUGUGUUU